This is a messenger RNA of Rhineura floridana, 1057 nucleotides long. RefSeq names its product low density lipoprotein receptor class A domain containing 2 (gene LDLRAD2). Lineage: Eukaryota; Metazoa; Chordata; Lepidosauria; Squamata; Rhineuridae. Bases 1 to 993 code for a protein of 330 amino acids. The record is from RefSeq and is a predicted model, not a curated record. Gene Ontology annotation, molecular function: protein binding. The transcript is spliced from 6 exons.
AUGCAGACAGUGAGUGUGGUUGAUUUUUGUGGCCAGACCCUCCACGGGGACGGGAUGGUGUUAACUUCCCACCGAGACUCACGGCGUUACUACUUUGUAGUAGCUGGGACUGACUGCCCGCUUACCAUGCAGGCCGCGUCCCUCCAAGACAAGGUCCAGUUCCAGUUCCGCUUCUUCCUGGUGUACAGCAUGGUGCGUUUGCCUUCCAGCAUGCCAGCCAGCAAUGCCAGCAAGGACCACCACACCCUGGGCUCCCUCCAGUCCAGAAGGGAGCAGGAGACCAUUGACCCUUGCACUGCAGGCUCCUAUGUGCAGUUCUAUGAUGGUAAAAACCACACUGCCAAGCCCCUGGGAACCCCACUGUGUGGGAGGAACAUCCCUAGGCCCAUCCUUUCUACUGGUAACUUCCUGACCUUACGGCUUGUGACCCGCGGCCAGCAACCUCGUGUGGACUUUGUGGGUGAUUUCACCUCCCUCCGAACUGGCUUGGAUGCUUCAACUUGCAGCAUGGAGUCCUAUUUCCCCUGUCGCAAUGGCAAGUGCAUCCCUCUUAGCUUAGUCUGUGAUGGCAGCAAUGUGGACAACUGCGGGGAUGGCACAGACCAGGCUGCUCAGCCCCCAGCCUGGUGCAAAGGCUCAACCACGCCCCCGCCACCCCUGAAUGCUGAGGCCUCUUCUGUAGUUAAUGUCCUUCCAAGUCAGGUGACCUGUGCAGGACCCCAGGAGAGCCAGCUCCUGCCCCCAGGCACUGCCCCCUGGGACAAAACAGACAAACGCAAACCUCUCCUUGUCUCGCUGGCCGCCAUCUUAGGUGUAGCCUUGCUGUUCUGGUGCUGCUGGAACCCAGGCUGGUUCGUUUGGAGAGUCGGCGCCUGCAGGUACCUGCCUGGCUGCAAUUCUGUCUGUGCUGCCUGUCACCUCUGCACACGCAGUUGCGCCCACCGGGAGCCCCCCAAGGUGACUCCACAUGGAAGCGCUGAGCCACCCGUGUGACUUGCAUUUCCUCUGUGAUGGGCAUGUGUGUGUGUGUCAUUGGCCAGUUUCAGAGAGUGGGUCA